Molecule: messenger RNA, 1424 nt
Organism: Caenorhabditis elegans
Lineage: Eukaryota; Metazoa; Nematoda; Chromadorea; Rhabditida; Rhabditidae
Gene: ent-7
Product: Equilibrative Nucleoside Transporter (ENT) Family
Biological process (GO): nucleoside transport; nucleoside transmembrane transport
Cellular component (GO): membrane
Molecular function (GO): nucleoside transmembrane transporter activity
Source: RefSeq, marked reviewed
CAAAAUGAACGAGGAACUUGCCGAAAAUUCAUCAGUCACUGGCAACUCACAAAUUGGUUUAGUGACACCUCGAGACACAUGGGGCCGGAAAGAGAGUUCACCAACAGAUCGAUGGUAUCUUGUUUAUAUAAUUUUUACAAUGCACGGAAUGGGAAUGUUAAUGUCAUGGAAUAUGUUUAUUACAAUUGCUCCACAAUACUAUCACGAUUAUUGGUUUAACAAUACAAAUUAUCAAGACAGUUUUAUGUCAAUUAUUGGAGUGACGUCACAGAUUCCAAAUGUUGGAAUUAUGAUUUUAAAUACAAUUGUGGUCAUGGUAGGUUUCAUGAUGCUUCGAGUUGUGGUUCCUCUCAUUGUGAACUGCAUUUUGAUUGGGGUCAUUGUUAUUCUUGCCAUUUUUGUAACACCAUCUCCAGACAGUGUUACAUGGUUUUAUAUUGUUACUCUAAUCAUCAUAAUGGCUAUGAAUUUGGCCAAUGGAAUUUAUCAAAAUUCUGUAUACGGAAUCGUCGCCGAUUUUCCGGAUAACUACAUUAACUCUUUGGUUAUUGGAAACAAUUUGUGUGGAGUUUUUACUUCAGUAUUGAGUAUUCUAACAAUUCUUAUAUCGCCUAACGACAUUGAAUUGAAUGCCCUUUUAUACUUCAGUAUAUCAUUAGCAUUCAUGAUUGUUUGUUUGUUUUCUCUCUAUUUUCUGGUUCGAUUGCCAUUCUAUCAAUAUUACAUGGCAAAAGGAGUGGAGGCAAGAGCAGAGGAAAAAGUAGAUAAUCCGUCAAUCAGACAAUACUGGGAGUGCUUCAGAAUGUGUUGGGUCCAACUGUUCAACAAUUUCUACGUUUAUUUUGUUUCUCUUCUCAUCUUUCCUGCAAUGAUGACUGAUAGUGUGUACUCUGAUCCUACAAAUGGAAUAACUUCUGUUUUUGGAGAUAGUUUAUUCUUCCCGAUAACUACUUUCCUCAAUUUCAAUUUAUUUGCAUGGAUUGGAUCAUCUCUUGCCAAUUAUGUUCAAUUCCCAUCAGAGAAAUAUUUAUGGAUCGGAGUUGCUCUUCGAACCGUAUUCAUUCCAUUUUAUCUUUUCUGUAAUUAUCGUCCAGAUACUAGAAGAUGGCCUGUUUGGUUUAAGAAUGAAUGGUGGUUCACUAUUGGAUGUACCAUAAUGGCAUUUACUUGUGGUUAUAUGAGCAGUUUAGCGCUGAUUUAUACACCAAGCAAAGUGCCAGCUAGAUAUCAGAAGCUAAGUGGAAUGCUUGCAUCAAUUUUCCUAAUGCUCGGAAUUCUCAUCGGAGUCGCCAGUACACCCAUUGCUGCAUGGGCGGUGGACUCGAUAGGAAGUAGAAAGAACAUGACUGUAUAAUAUUUUGUUUGUGUGUGUAAUGUUUUUUUUGCGAACAUUAACAAAAAAAAUAAAACACUUAAAAAUAUCA